UUCAUCUAAAAUAAAAACGUUUGUCAAAAAGUCAUAAGUCAUAAAAAUGACAUCUUUGUUUUCAUAAUUCAAAAUGACAAAAUGUUUAUUUAUCCAGGUUGUGUUUUCACUCAAACCUUCAAGGUCGAUCUUUUUCAUCAUUCUGUCAAAUUGAAUCGAUAAAGUAGGUCUUGUCAAAGUAAUAAAAAAUACAUAAUAGUCACCAAUGUUUGUUACGAGGUCAGCAAUUAUUCGAGGUAUUGCUGCAUUUAAUAAGCAACCUUCCAACCGAUCGCUGCACGCCACUUCGUUAGCCAUGGCACCUAUACAGGUUGGUGAUCCGCUACCAUCUCUGGACUUGUUUGAAGACUCGCCGGCAAAUAAAGUUAACAUUAGCGACUUGACUGCCGGUAAGAAAGUGGUGCUGUUCGCUGUACCCGGCGCCUUUACCCCCGGCUGCUCCAAGACUCACCUUCCGGGAUAUGUUCAAAAUGCUGAUAAAUUAAAGUCAGAUGGUGUUGCUGAGAUUGUAUGCGUGUCUGUUAACGACCCCUACGUGAUGGCUGCGUGGGGCACACAGCAUAACACUAAAGGAAAGGUUCGUAUGCUCGCCGAUCCCAGUGGAAACUUCAUCAAAGCCCUCGAUUUAGGCACGAAUCUGCCUCCCUUAGGCGGCUUCCGCUCCAAACGUUUCUCAAUGGUCAUCAACGACAGCAAGGUGGAAGAACUGAACGUGGAACCUGACGGCACUGGCCUGUCGUGCUCCCUAGCAGAUAAAAUCAAGAUCAAGAAGUAAAUCUCAGUAAUUUAAGAUGUAUAAUUUAUUUGUGAAAAUGUUUCGCUUUACUCAGAUCAUAGACUGUUGAAGCACACCUUGUGAUAUGACGAAUCAAUUUAUAUUAGAAUAUUAUUGGACAUC
This is a messenger RNA of Achroia grisella, 898 nucleotides long. It is a transcript of the gene Prx5, whose product is annotated as peroxiredoxin-5, mitochondrial. Gene Ontology annotation, biological process: cell redox homeostasis; cellular response to oxidative stress; hydrogen peroxide catabolic process. The record is from RefSeq and is a predicted model, not a curated record. NCBI's taxonomy places the organism in Eukaryota, Metazoa, Arthropoda, Insecta, Lepidoptera, Pyralidae. The transcript has 3 exons. Gene Ontology annotation, cellular component: cytoplasm; peroxisome; mitochondrion. Bases 206 to 775 code for a protein of 189 amino acids. Gene Ontology annotation, molecular function: thioredoxin peroxidase activity.